CUUCUCUACUGCAGAAGACAGAGAUAUCCCAGAAUCGACAGCAUGUUAGCCGUAGAAGAUUUUGCUUUUUCAGCAUGUGGCAAAAGACUAGGGAAAUGAGAGCCAUCACAGCUGUACGCUUAGCAGAAAUGUACAGCCCUUCAUCUUUGCAUGUUUCCGUCCCAAUGAAGGAUUAAAUGGACUGCUAUUUUUUUUGUUGUUUUCUCUCCCCCUUCAUUAUGGCACUCUUGCAUUGUUUGACCAGAGCUAGCUCCAGAGGAAAACAGGCUGCUGAAUUUAGCCACUGAUCACUCACUAGCCCUGGCCUAAGGCUAUGCUGAGAUUUAUAUCCCAUUUGUAUUGUUGCAGCUCAAAGGAAGAAUGUUCAGAGGAUGACAAGUGUAUUCUGAGUAGAUCUUUGGUGGAAGAGGAGGACCCUCACCUGAAAGUUUCUCUUGGGAACACCGAUAUGGGUGUGUCUGCUCACCUCCAGUCUUCGAAGACGGGCACCACUCGCUUUUUCACCAGCAAUACUCACAGUUCAGUGGUGUUACAGGGCUUUGACCAGUUAAGAAUAGAAGGCUUGCUUUGUGAUGUUACUCUAAUACCGGGUGAUGGGGAAGAAAUCUUUCCGGUUCACAGAGCGAUGAUGGCUUCUUCAAGCGAUUACUUCAAAGCCAUGUUUACAGGUGGAAUGAAGGAACAAGACUUAAUGUGCAUUAAAUUACAUGGCGUGAACAAAAUUGGAUUAAAGAAAAUCAUUGAUUUCAUUUACACUGCAAAACUUUCCCUGAGUAUGGAUAAUCUUCAAGACACACUGGAAGCAGCAAGCUUCUUACAGAUACUGCCUGUGCUGGACUUCUGUAAGGUGUUUCUCAUAUCUGGGGUUACUCUGGAGAAUUGCGUUGAGGUUGGACGAAUUGCAAACACUUAUAAUCUCACUGAAGUUGAUAAAUACGUCAAUAACUUUAUCCUGAAAAAUUUCCCACCUUUAUUAACUACUGGGGAGUUUGUGAAGCUCCCAUUUGAUCGUCUUGCCUUCGUGCUUUCCAGUAAUAGCCUUAAGCAAUGUACCGAGCUUGAACUGUUCAAGGCAGCGUGUCGUUGGCUACGUUACGAAGAUACACGUAUGGAAUAUGCAGCAAAAAUAAUGAAGAACAUUAGAUUCCCUCUAAUGACGCCACAAGACCUUAUAAAUCACAUUCAAACGGUGGACUUUAUGAGAACUGAUAACACGUGUGUAAAUUUACUUUUGGAAGCUAGCAAUUACCAAAUGAUGCCCUACAUGCAACCGGUCAUGCAGUCUGAGAGAACUGCCAUUCGUUCAGACAACACUCACUUGGUGACAUUGGGCGGAGUUUUACGACAGCAGCUGGUGGUAAGCAAAGAGUUGCGGAUGUACGAUGAGAAAGGACAUGAGUGGAAAUCCUUAGCUCCCAUGGAUGCUCCCCGGUACCAGCAUGGAAUAGCAGUGAUUGGGAAUUUUCUGUAUGUGGUUGGUGGUCAAAGCAAUUAUGACACAAAGGGGAAAACAGCAGUGGACACCGUUUUCAGGUUUGAUCCCCGAUACAACAAGUGGAUGCAAGUGGCAUCGUUAAAUGAAAAGCGUACCUUUUUCCACCUAAGUGCCCUGAAAGGUCAUCUGUAUGCAGUUGGUGGUCGGAAUGCAGCUGGCGAACUUGCCACUGUAGAAUGUUAUAACCCCAGAACAAAUGAAUGGAAUUAUGUUGCAAAAAUGAACGAGCCACAUUAUGGCCAUGCUGGAACUGUAUUUGGUGGCCUCAUGUAUAUUUCAGGUGGAAUUACACAUGACACUUUCCAGAAGGAACUGAUGUGUUUUGAUCCAGAUACAGACAAAUGGACUCAGAAAGCUCCCAUGACUACAGUAAGAGGUCUGCACUGCAUGUGCACCGUGGGAGACAAACUGUACGUUAUUGGUGGAAACCAUUUCAGAGGAACUAGUGACUACGACGACGUCCUCAGCUGCGAAUACUACUCCCCAUCUUUGGACCAGUGGACUCCAAUUGCCGCAAUGUUACGUGGACAAAGUGAUGUUGGGGUAGCGGUUUUUGAAAAUAAAAUUUAUGUGGUUGGUGGAUAUUCUUGGAACAAUAGAUGUAUGGUGGAAAUUGUCCAGAAAUAUGACCCUGAAAAAGACGAAUGGCACAAAGUGUUUGAUCUACCAGAAUCCCUUGGGGGCAUCAGAGCUUGUACUCUAACAGUUUUUCCACCAGAGGACAAUUGUGGUUCACCAUCUCGGGAAUCUCCCCUCUCCGCACCUUGAAGACUGAUAUUGUAAUAUCUUUGCACUGCGUUAAGAUUUUUUUUUUUUUUUCCGAAACUCUCAAACAAGCUUAGCCAACCAGAAUUGGCGUUCUCUUCUGUAGAGCAUUUUGUACUAUUAAUUUGGCAUAUGUUAUUUAUCGACAAUAUUAACUAAAAUGUUUAUUUAAAGUGGCCAGAUGUUAUGAUGAAAAUUCAUAUGAAUCAAUUAGGUACGUAUGCAAUAUUGACUAUGGGAUUACUUGCUUUAUAAACUAAGGAAGAAACAGAGGUAGGCUGUAAUAGUCUUGUCUCUUUAAAUCCACCUGAUGUUUGGGUAGUUUUUCCCUAUUUAAAUUGACUAUAAAAUGGUCUCCUCCCCUGAUUGUAACAUUUUCACAUAUUUAUUUAUUUAAGCACUUUGUUAAGUGUCCUUUGAAAGGGCCAGUAGUGCCUAACAAUGGAUGUCAUCCUUGUUCAUCAAAUUGCAUUUACCCUUUGCAGCACUUGCAAACUGCCCCCCCCCCCUUUUUUUUUUUUUGACAAGGGGAUUAAUUGUAUGUCACCAUUUUCUUAUCAAUGCCUGUGCUUUGUAUAGGAUUGAAGGUCUUUUGUACAUGUUCUAGAUGCUUGCUUGCUGUCCCAAUCUUCGUUAAUAUGGACUUGUCACCAGGUUACAGUGGAGGCAGCCAUUUUGUGGAAUGAACCAAUAUUUAUUAGAAUCUAGCACAUCAAGAAAGGUCUAGUGUUCAGCACUGUCCUAUGCCUCAGUGAUAUCAUUGGUUCAGCCUACAAAAUGUGUGUGUGUGUGUGUGUGUGUGUGUGUGUGUGUGUGUGUGUGUGUGUGUGUGUGUGUGUGUGUGUGUUGUAGGUGAAAUGUUCAUGUUAAAGAAGUUAGGCGCUACAAGAAAGGGCUAUGUGUGGGGAAUGGAUAUGCACUUUGCCUUCCUGUAGGUAGUCAUGUGCAGCCAUUUGGCCUUGGUUUGUCUCUAGUGUUAUCCUUAAUUCUACUUCUCUUUAUAGAAAUCUGAUUCAAAACUACUGUAAAAGAGAGCAGCCCCAGUGCCAGAGCAACAGUCUACCUAUUUGUAGCUUAGAAAUAAAGGCCCUUUUCCUUUAGCAAAGCAUUGUAGCCGGCACACUUGAAAAGUAUCCAUAUCAGUGGUGGACAAAAUGAAAUUACAUUCGGCAGUAGAACAAGGAGACAAUGUGAGGCAAAGUAUUUAUCAGGCGGCCUACUUGCCUGCAUAGGGCCCAGGGGGCAGUGAGAGGCCUAAAUGACUCUAACCUGGUUUUGUGGGGUUAUUUGACAAAUAAGAGUGGGUGGACAAAGGCCCCAAUCCAUGAUCUUGCCUAGGGCCUCAUGGCUCUUAUUCAGGUUAUGGCUUGACCUUUCCCAAUAUCUGUAGAAGAGUGUUUUCCUUCAUGUUUAAGAAGUCCUCUCAAAAAGUUAAACUGUUGAAGAGAAUUUUUGAGAGCCAGAUGCUACUCUUGUGUCUGUGGUUUGCUCCUCCUGUCACAUAAUUGGUAAGUAACUAGGCUUCUUGCCAAAAAAAGGGUUUUUCCCUUUGGGGAAAAUGUGGAGUCUAUUUUAAGUGUUAAUCUGUUUCAUUCUUUGGUAUUACUGGCCCUUUAAGGUUUCUUAUUCCAGUUCUAAUUUAAAGAUAUUGCAAACUGAUAUAAUACUUGUAUGAUCCUCUUACAUCAUGAAAUAAAACCGUUUUUAAAUCAACUAUAUAUGCCUUAUUCCAAAUAUUGCAUUUCUUUCAAGAUUGAGUUUAAAGUAUACCUUUUUGGUUAAUACAGUUUUAUCAUUCAGGAGCAAGGAUAAAAACCGAUGUAUGAAAAAUCAGCUUGUUAAAUUUGUUUCCCUAUGCUAAAUGAAAUGAGAUGAGGGCUUGACAUGUUAAGGGACAAAUUUAAUUUGUUAUCUGAAUGAGAAGUGUGCCUCAUCCUUACCUCAUGUGAAUUGGCUUAUUGUACAGUCUGAGGUUAUGUAGCACAACAUGCAGCAAAGGGGUUUUGCUGCUUUUCCAUAAAGGAGUCCUGUUUUAUAUUCCAUUUUGUUCAAUAAAAACACCAAACUUUUGACUGCAA
Messenger RNA from Pseudophryne corroboree (corroboree frog), 4338 nucleotides. RefSeq names its product kelch-like protein 13. NCBI's taxonomy places the organism in Eukaryota, Metazoa, Chordata, Amphibia, Anura, Myobatrachidae. The record is from RefSeq and is a predicted model, not a curated record. Gene Ontology annotation, molecular function: cullin family protein binding; ubiquitin-protein transferase activity. Gene Ontology annotation, biological process: protein ubiquitination; regulation of cytokinesis. Bases 314 to 2263 code for a protein of 649 amino acids. The transcript has 7 exons. Gene Ontology annotation, cellular component: Cul3-RING ubiquitin ligase complex.